Messenger RNA from Vespula vulgaris, 1216 nucleotides. Its product is annotated as cilia- and flagella-associated protein 73. Bases 239 to 1216 code for a protein of 325 amino acids. The record is from RefSeq and is a predicted model, not a curated record. Lineage: Eukaryota; Metazoa; Arthropoda; Insecta; Hymenoptera; Vespidae. The transcript has 4 exons.
UCUCUCUCUCUCUCUCUCUCUCUCUCUCUCUCUCUCACGUAAUUUAGGCUAUACAUUUCUUUCAAUGUUCUCCAUGUUUUUUGUCGCCAUAUUGUAAAUUAACCUUCAAAUCAGAUAACUUAGUAAUCAAAUAUGUUUGAUCGAUAAUACAGUAACCUUCAUUGAAAACGGAUGAAAAUCUUCUUUUAUGAAAGUACGGAAUAUACGAGUAAAAUUAUAAUUAUAACCAAGAAAAAAAAUGUCAGCGCAACGAAAAAAAAAUUUGGAUUUCGUCAAACGAGCAGACAUCCCUAGAAAUUUUCUCGAAGGUAUUAAAGAAUUGUAUUUAUCCAAACAAGAGGAACAACAUGUCAAAAAAUAUCCGGAAUGGGACGUUCCGAGGAUUUGUCCGGCAUUCGAAUUAGUAAAGGCAUUUCGUGAUUUAAAUAUUUCUGAAAAUAAAUUACGUGAAAAAUGGAUCGAAGAAGAAGAGGAAAGAAAGGAAAUGGAUGCACAAUGGAAAGAAUUACGAGAACAGGAAUUGAUUUUUCGAGAUUCAUUCAUAAAAUAUAAUGAUUUUAUUAAAGAAAAUGAAGAAAAACGGAAACGAACGGAACAAAAAAUUCUCGAAGAGCGGGAAAGACAAACGAAAUAUCAGGAAGAUAUAAACAAUUUAGAAGAAAGGUUGAGUUAUAUGAAAGGUAUUCGUGACAAGAUGCAAAAAUAUGUAGGAAUAUAUAAAAAGUAUCAAGAUUAUCUCGAAAGAGUUAUCAGCGAGACAAGACGUUUCCGAUCGAUAACAGAAAUUUUUGAACGUUAUGAAAAUUUGAUCGAAGUUAAGGAAUCACUCUCCAAGCAGCAGGAAAAGAAUAUAGAAUUGUUGGAAGAAAGCGAAGCAGAGAUAUAUCGCAUGACAGAAGCCAAGUCACAGACGUUAAUAAGAUUAAACAACAAAUUGUCAAUGCUUCAAAUAAAAUAUGAAAAAGCAAAGGUGGAAGUUAUGAAAUGGGAAUUAUUGGUCUCUAAAAUAAAGGAUGUAGCUAUUCAGAAAUAUUUAGAGAUAGCUAGAGUUAAAAUUUGUAGUAAAAAUAUCUAUCAUCAGAUAUGUAAAAGAAAAGAAGUAGCUCCUACUGUAGCAGACGAUGAUAUCGAACAUCAAUUGCUUGAAAUCAAACGUACUAUUCUAGAAUUAAGACAUAUUAUACAUAUAAUUAAAAAAGAAGUGAAAACAGAUUAA